Coniophora puteana RWD-64-598 SS2 is the source of this 2807-nucleotide messenger RNA. RefSeq names its product cysteine proteinase. Bases 123 to 1874 code for a protein of 583 amino acids. The record is from RefSeq and is a predicted model, not a curated record. Gene Ontology annotation, biological process: regulation of proteasomal protein catabolic process; protein deubiquitination; proteasome-mediated ubiquitin-dependent protein catabolic process. NCBI's taxonomy places the organism in Eukaryota, Fungi, Basidiomycota, Agaricomycetes, Boletales, Coniophoraceae. Gene Ontology annotation, molecular function: cysteine-type deubiquitinase activity; proteasome binding; protein binding. The transcript is spliced from 13 exons.
CCCGGCUGCAGUGGACGACGCGUACGUCAGAUCCUCUCCAGAUCAGCCAGACCUCUCUGUGUUUCCUCAAGGAGAUCGCGCUUCACAACAAACAUAUAAACUAGGAGAAGAAGAACAAGACGAUGGCACCACUGGAUGUGCAUAUCAAACAUGCGGGCAAGGUCUUUGACCUCCAGCUCGACCCCGAUCAGCCACCGACCGUGUUCAAGGACGCCGUGUACCACCUCACGGGCGUGCCACCAGAGCGCAUGAAGGUCAUGGUCAAGGGCGGCAUGCUCAAGGACGACAGCGACUGGAAAAAGAUUGGCCCUAAAGCGGAUCAGACCUUCAUGGUCAUCGGUGCGGCGGGCGAGCUGCCCAAGCCGCCACCCAAGCCUAUCGUCUUCCUCGAAGACAUGGACGAUGCUGAGAUGGCGGAAGCGCUGGCAUUGCCAGUUGGUCUCAAAAAUCUCGGAAACACAUGCUACAUGAACUCCGUCGUCCAAGCCAUGCGCGCCAUCCCAGAGUUGCAGCAGGCCCUCAGCGUUGCACCCACGCUCGACGUCCUCCCGCGCGCGAUGCGCGACCUGUACAGCAGCAUGGGGCGUACGACCGACGCGUUCAUCCCGAACUCGUUCCUCUCCGUCCUGCGACAGGUCGUGCCGCAGUUCAACGAGUUCGACCGCUCCAAAGUGAGCAUGAUGGCGAGUUACGCGCAGCAGGACGCGGAGGAGUGCUGGACCCAGAUCGCGAACAACCUCAAGAUCGUGCCCGGCCUUGAGCCGGACGGCGCGUCCGCGUCCGGGAAGAAGUUUAUUGACCAGUUUAUGAUGGGGGAGGUGCGCAGGGAGCUGAAGUGUAAUGAGGCGCCGGAGGAAGAGCCGACGGUGACGUUUGAGAAGGUGCUCAAGAUCGAGUGUAAUAUCAGCGGGACGACGAACUAUAUGCAGACCGGCAUCAUGGACGCUCUGAACCAGGAAGUCGAGAAAAACUCACCCUCACUGGGCCGCUCGGCCGUGUACACGCAGACGACGCGGCUGUCGCGCCUGCCCGGGUACCUCACCGUGCACAUGGUGCGCUUCGCGUGGCGGCGGGACGUGGGCAAGAAAGCCAAGAUCAUGCGCAAGGUCAAGUUCGCGGAGGAGCUGGACGGGCUGGACGUCGCGACGGACGAGCUGCGCGCGAAGCUGCUGCCCGCGUCGCGCCGGCUCAAGGAGAUGGAGAAGGAGCGCGCGGAGAGGCGCAAGGUGCGCAAGCGCACACGGGUUGCCCAGGAUGGUGGUGCUGGUGCGGCGGGGAGGGCGGUGCAGAGGGACGGGGACGUGGAGAUGGCGAAUGCGGCGGCGGGGCCGGUGAGCGCGAGCACGUCUGUGGGGGAUUCGGCGCCGCCGCACGGCACUGGUGGGGCGGGCGAGGAGAAGGGGAAAGGGCGCGUGGAGGAUGUGGAUCUGGAGCCGGAGCAUGUGUAUCGCACGCGGGAGCUCAAGGAGCUCGAGGAGCUUGUGCAUCCGGAUGUGAAGAGCGACUAUGGAGCGAGCUUGACGGGGCUUUAUGAGCUUGUUGCGAUCGUGACGCACAAGGGCCCGCAGGCGGAUUCGGGGCAUUAUAUGGGCUUCGUGAAGAAGUCGGUGUUCCACACGAAGGCGGAUGCGGCUGCUGUCGCUGCUGGUGAGACGUCCACCAGCGAAGAGGGCGCGGAGGGCGCGGGGUCUGGUAUUGCCGGUCCGACGACGGGCGGGCAGGGGCCGGCGUUUGAUGAUGACGAUGAGGACUGGUAUAAGUUUGAUGAUGAGAAGGUCAGCGUGUUCCCGAAGGAGAAGUUGGGGACGAUUGAUGGUGGAGGUGAGGAUUCUUCGGCGUAUGUGUUGCUGUACAAGAGCAAGUCGCUCGUAUGAGCUUGAGCGCACCUCGGCGCCCAGUCGAGAUUACUUACAUGUACAGCAUGUUUGAUGUGUAGUGCGCGCUUGUACUCAGGCCAUGUCUAGAUAUGUAUGCAUUAUUCCUAGAAUGACACGCUGUGAUUGUGCGCAUGGCGGGGCUACGGGCUACAGAUGGGCGAUAAAUAAGGAUAUAAGAAGCGGUAUGAGACGUGCGCUCGCGAGACGGCUACUCAAAAGAGCGCAGCGACACGUGUAGAACGGCUGCACAAAGGAGACUACGAGACGGCACCCUUUGCCCCGCGCGCUUUAGCGAACGUUGCGCGCUAGGCGAGCUGUGCUGUGGAAGAUGGUAACAGCUGACCGAAGAGCCGUGCCCAGGAGUUACGAGAGGCCGUUGGUUUUUAUCGGCUGCAUUUCGACGUCGCCGUCGUCGAGGUCGUUGGCUGAUGGUACAGCUGCAGAUGCAGCGGCGCCUGCUGCUGCCGAGCCCAUCUGCUGCGGUGGGGCGACGUCCCACUUGAUCUGGAAGCGGGUGACGCGGGGCUUGGUGCUGAUGUCGCGGACGAGGCGGUCGAAGACGAUGGGCUUGGGCUGGGCCUCGCGCAUCUCGUCGUUGUCGUAUUCUGUGUUCUGGUAGUAGCCGACGCGGACGAAUUCUUGGUCGUUGUAGGAGCCGGUGAGGAUGAGGGCUGCGACGCCGAGGACGUCUUCGGGGGGCACAGUUGCGGGGUCGGGCGGAGAGCCUUCGAAUUCGAAGCAGUUUACGCCGACGGGGACGGGGCCGACGAGGCAGUCGUCGAGCUCUUGGUCGAGCUGCUCGUUGUCUGGGGAGGAGACGUAGAUGAGUUUCCAUUCGAGGUCAUCUUUGAGAGGGGCGAUGCAUUCAAAGGUGACCUUGAACUUGUAUGAAUCGAGGAAGCGGGCGGGGUUGUUGAGGAACUCGACGUU